Messenger RNA from Cylindrotheca closterium, 1425 nucleotides. Lineage: Eukaryota; Bacillariophyta; Bacillariophyceae; Bacillariales; Bacillariaceae. The record is from the annotation of a GenBank genome assembly.
AUGGAUGAUAUUGCACCUUUGGCUCCAGCCAGCACUUCCUAUCGUCGCGUGUUUGUUGUCUUGGUCACUCUUGUUUUGCUGCUAAAGCAACUCCAAGGCAUUCAAAAGUCGUCAGUAGGUUUCAGCUACAACAAUAAUAAUGUGGAAUACAAGGCCAUUAACAACCUUGUCCUCAAUAUCUCUCUUAAAGACGAUUCAAGGAAUGCAACAGUGACAACAUCCGAGUCUAAUGACACCUCCCCUCCUAAUUGGAAAAAGUCAGACGAACAAGUAGAAGAAUCGACAGUUUCAUUCAAGACUACUUCAGUUGCAGCAACCUUACAGCCCAGCAGCACCAACAUUUCUAUAAAUCAUAAUGAUCUAUUGCCAGCAUGCCAAAUUCGAGUGUCCAAUAUGCUCUUGGCUCAUUACGAAGUCAUUGAAUCCGUGGCCAAACUCAUGCCCUACGAAUAUCUCCAACCCAAUUUAUUGCCAGGCAAUACUACCACUACUACUACUACUGAUACUAAUAAUAGCAUUACCUGCAAUCCGCGCAACCUAAAUUUUGAAUUUGAUGUCAAGUCGGAUGGGAGUGUGAGGCCCAAAUCCUGGCUCGCCGAUUUCAAUCAACGGGUUUCCAACACGUCCAUUGUGGACCAUGCCACUGGCAUUCAACGAUCCUUUGGUCAAGCGGUACAAACCAAGUUUGUGGUUCAAGAAAAUUGGGAUAUUACCAUUCAAGCCAGUUGUCCAUGCAAUGAGAUUACCCAGUCUUGGUUGCUCGAUACUUCUAGUAAAGAUGCUCCUCACAUUUGCAUUCAUCACGGCUUGUGCAAGUGGACCAGGGGCCUCCCAAAUGCCAUCUACAUGUCUCCGCACCACGAACGAUACUUUGUUCCUUCAGCCUUGCCUCGUAUGGUGAAAGCGCCCAAUAAGCCUACUAUGCACACCCAGAAUAAGAAAUUGGAGAUUUGCACCAUUGGUUCGAUUGGUCGACGCAAAUGGGAUUUCUUUACUCCCUUUUUUCAGAAUUCAACCAAUGCCAAGUUUUGGCCAAAGAUUCGGAUACGAAUGUUGGGAAGGGGACACAUGCCACCGUUAAUGGCCCAAUACAAAAACAAGACGGAAAUCAAAUGCAAACAAUUGAAUGACGAUCGCAAGUUUUAUGCCUUUGUGAUGGCCUGUGAUAUACUGAUACUGCCCAUUGACAAGGAGGGAGGCUACAAGAAUUAUUUCAAGAGUCCUCCCGAUUCCGAGUGGAAACUAUCGGGAACAAUUCCUCCCAUCAUUGCCUAUCAGAAAUCCUUCUUGUUGCCCCAAGAAUUGGUCGAGCUGUAUCAGAACGAGCUCCCGAUGCAUCUUCCUCAUGGAGGCUAUGACGAUGAAUCCGACAUGUCGUUUGCAGAAGCAUUGAGUCUUUUACUCGAGGAGAUGCUACCACGAUAA